GGCGGGUUUGCCUUGAUUUUUUUUUUCUUCCCCCUUUAUUUCCCCCCAACUCUUUUCUUCUGUCUUUUCACUCCAGAAAAUCUCAAGUCACUCUCGCUUUCCUUUAGUGAAGAGAAGUGCACGGGAGUAAGAGAGAAUGCACUGCGUGUAGAUAAAGAUCUGAUGGAGCUCUUGUAACUCUGUCCAGGUUCAGUGUUUGAAGGAAAUGGCUAAGCUGUUCCGAGCCGUGAUCUUGGGUCCCCCGGGCUCGGGGAAAGGCACCAUCUCGGAGCGGGUGGCGAGCAGUUUCGGCCUGCAACAUCUGUCCAGCGGUGACUUCCUGCGCGAAAACAUCGCGGCCAAAACGGAGGCUGGAGUUUUGGCUAAAACGUACAUAGAGAAAGGUGCUUUGGUGCCAGACCAUGUGAUGACCCGCCUGAUGCUUCCCCGGCUAGUGGAGAUGACCCGCCACAGCUGGCUGUUGGAUGGUUUUCCUCGGACUCUAGCCCAGGCCGAGGCUCUGAACAGUGCCUGCGAGCUCGAUGUGGUCAUUAGUCUUAACAUUCCUCUAGAGACGUUGAAGGACAGACUGCGCCAUCGCUGGAUCCACCCGGCCAGCGGGAGGGUGUACAACAUGCGCUUUAACCCUCCACGUGUCCAGGGAGUAGAUGAUAUCAGUGGAGAGCCACUGAUUCAACAUGAAGAUGAUAAACCAGAGGCUCUGGUUGCCAGAUUGAGGCAUUACAAAGAUGUGGCAAAGCCUGUUAUAGAUUUAUACAGGGCCAAAGGCAUCCUGCACAUGUUUUCGGACACAGAGACGGACCGGAUCUGGCCUUACGUCAGCUCACUUCUGAGUGCUAAGAUCCCGACAGACCUAGCAGACGCUCAAAGGGCCACAACCCACUAAAGAAACGGUUAACAUUUGUAAUGGUUAAUUCUACACAUUGGUAUGGCAGUCAUCGCUUAGAGUUUCAUUACAUAGUUCAUUCUUUAAAAAGGCGUUAGUCAAUCCUCACUUUCUUUCAAAUGCAGUGAGUGUAUCAAGAAUGAAUCAUCUUACUUUUUAAGUAUUAUUUUAGAUGCAUCAAGAAACACACCAAAGCCUCUGUCUGCUUUUAUCGAUCAUUAGCUAAAUGUAAAACACCCGCUGACUAACCUGGUUAUUUGUUUUUAGUGUUUGUAAGGAAACACAGCCAUAUAUAUGUACUUUAACUAGAUAUAAAAGUAGAAUCUUCACAAAUCAGUUUGGAUAGACGGAUGAAAUGUUUGCAUGUGUAAUAAGUUAGUAAUAAUGAAUAUAUAUGGGUUUUUGGGAAGGGAAAGUUGUUAUUCCAGUAUUCCUGUGACUUAUGUGAUUAAGUCAUUUCUGUAAUUUUUCUGAUACACUACUCAGUCUUAGUGUAACAUGUGGCUAUGUAUUAUGCUGCCUUUCUCUCUGGAAUGUUCUCUCAUCAAUGUUCCUAUAUGACUAACUGUUACUGAGUGCCUGUACAGACUUAAAUAAUGCAGUGCUUGCAGUUUUUUCAGGCAGUUGCAAUGUGUGUGUGCGCGUGUGCGUGCGUGUGUGUGUGCGUAUGUGUGCGUGUGUGUGUGCGCGUGUGUGCAAGCUGGAAUUUUCAAGGAUAGGGACGCUGAGAAAAUGUUACAUGUACAGUAUAUCACAUGUGCCAUAUACACUGAGAACACUGGCAUGUCCAUUAUCAAACCCUUUCGGUAAUCUAAUUGGAAUUUUUGCCAGCAGCAAUUUACAAUUAAUGAUGUAGUUUUGUAUGAGAAUACUUUUUUCUUUUCUUUUUAAGGAUGGUGCUUUUUUCCAAAGCUACAAAUCACCCGUCUUGAUAAAAGACUGAGAUAAGCUUGUGAACCAGAGUAUCUGAGCUUCAGGCAGAUAGAGCUGAGGAAAAAUAUCCUCAAUAUGCAAAUCUAAAUGAUAAAUAAAUACUUUACCUCUGAACUACUUAACCUUUUCGCAGCAUUACAAUUUUCUAUAUCUGUUUCUCGUUCAUUAGACACAAUACUGUAAAUGCAAGCCAAAGGUUAUAAAACAAACCCCCUCACGCUCUUGUGCAAUAUCACACACACUGCAUCCGGUUCUGAAUUUGUCAAUUCUAAAACAAAUAAACCUUUUCGCUGGUUUCUAAAAA
Ictalurus punctatus (channel catfish) is the source of this 2123-nucleotide messenger RNA. It is a transcript of the gene ak4, whose product is annotated as adenylate kinase 4. Gene Ontology annotation, cellular component: cytoplasm; mitochondrion. Lineage: Eukaryota; Metazoa; Chordata; Actinopteri; Siluriformes; Ictaluridae. The record is from RefSeq and is a predicted model, not a curated record. The coding region runs from base 206 to 886 and encodes 226 amino acids. The transcript is spliced from 5 exons. Gene Ontology annotation, biological process: nucleobase-containing compound metabolic process. Gene Ontology annotation, molecular function: AMP kinase activity; nucleoside diphosphate kinase activity; ATP binding.